AAAUUAUCCAACAGAAUUAAUCAUUAUUUUCAAGAUGUUAAUAGACUUGAGAUGGAUGCCAUGUAGGGUGAAGAUUGAAACGAGUAUUUGUGCUCCUAACUACGAUGGUAUAAUCCUUGUGUCCAGUUGUCCACCAGGAGUCGAUGAGCCCGAGCCCUUUAAGACCGUUCUUUAUGCCGCAGCUCAAAUUGAUAGCGCACUUGGUAAAGUCGGUGCAGUAUUGCCCAUCAAUCUGCCAGCAAGACGAUUCGUUUACAGCCCGACUGGUCCGCUCAAUGCAGACUAUCACGAUGUACGGAGUUUCAGUGAAGCAGCCAGCAGAGGAAUCCAAAGAGCCUUCGAAGCAGGCAUAAGAUGUCCCAUGAUAGUUCUUCUACCUCAUUCCCACUUUGAAAACGUGGAGUUGGUCACUCUGCUUGGCGCCCUGGAAGGUCUCUAUGUUCCACUAGAAGUGAGAGAGAUGUGCGCCGAUCAGAGCUACAAGACAUGUCAGCUGGGAGUCUGGAGUCCCAUCUGCGGUAAAAAGCUUGAGGGCAUCGUAAAGCUUGCAUCGGUACUCGAGAGCGGCAGAUACGUCGCAAGAGAUAUCGGUGGAGCUGAUCCUGAGCGAAUGACACCAUGUAAAAUUCAAGAGUAUGUCUCAGAAUUGUUUCAUGGUUCUAACGUGACUGUUCAGGUUGUUAGUGAUGAAGAAACUCUUCUACAAGAAUAUCCACUCUUUGCGUCAGUAAAUCGUGCUGCUUCGGUUAUACCACGACAUCGUGGAAGGAUAAUAUUCCUGACUUAUGAGCCACAAAAUCCUUCUUACGUUUUGGAGACUCUUCUUCUUGUCGGCAAAGGAGUGACUUAUGAUACUGGUGGUGCGAGCAAGAAACCUGAAGGAAUGUCUUCUGGAGGAUCUAGACAUAAAUGUGGUGUUAGUGCAUGUGUUGGAUUUCUACAGGUGGUAAAUUUACUACAACCACCAACGGUGAAAGUUGUGGCUGCAUUGUGCGUUUUGCGAAAUAGUGUGGGAGAAAAUGGGUACGUUGCUGAUGAGGUGAUUACCACAAAAUCCGGGCGAAGAUUACGCAUCACCAACACUGACAUUGAGGGUAGAUUGACCAUCACAGACGCCCUAUUUCACAUCAAAGAAAUGGCACUAUGCUCUGUAAAUCCACACAUUUUUACAAUAGCUACCCUAAUGACACCAGCAAAACUUGCUGUUGGAACUGGAUAUUCGAUUGUAAUGGAUAACGCAGUUGCACGUUCAGUAUACAAUGCAGAAAAGCUUCAAGCAUCAGGUGAACUGAUGGGAGAUCCAUUUGAAAUUUCUCGUUUACGUCGAGAAGACUUUAAGUCUCACGAAGCAUCAACAGAAGGUGAUGAUAUUAGGCAAGGUGCAAAUGUGUUAGGAUCAAAACUUGAACGUGGCCAUCAAAGUCUUGCUGCAUUCCUUAUCAUGGCUUCCGGUCUAUGCAGACAUGGAAUUGACAGUCCUUCACCCCUAAAAUACACAUUCAUUGGCAUCAACUCCCAUCUAUCGGUGAAUCGCGAUCUUGCAAAGCCUUACCAAGGGAAUCCCAUACUUGCAUUGUCCUAUUGCUACCUGAUCCAAGGCAAGUGUUUGACGAUAAGAAGUGAUCCUCCACCUUCUGCGGAGAUGCAAUAUGUCGCUGAGGUUGGCUGUAAACCUAUUGGCAUCACGUCUUCCCAUCCAAGUGGAAUUAUUGGGGAUUCCGUACUAAAUCCCCGUAUCAUCUUGAAUCCACAACUAGUAGGAUAUUCGCGUUCAAAACCUCCUGAACAUGAAUCAGAUAUGCUUCCAGAGAGAAUCCUCCAUCAUUCUAUGUAUUCUCCAGAUGUCAAGAGAAAUAGAUUGAAAUCAGCAUAAUUUUCUAUCUUUAUUUAGCAAUCAAUUCAUUUUCCUAUUUUUUCAAGAAGGAAAAUUCUGUAUCUGCAGCAUACAAAUUAGGACUCUGCUAAGUUUCAUUGACCGGUGGUAUCUUAGAGAGCUGUUGGUAACUUCCUACUUUUCUGACUUUUAAGAUAACCGAUGAAGAAUAUCAUUUUAAUAGUUUAGAAAAUACCGAUUGA
Messenger RNA from Chelonus insularis, 2076 nucleotides. It is a transcript of the gene Dip-B, whose product is annotated as Dipeptidase B. The record is from RefSeq and is a predicted model, not a curated record. The transcript is spliced from 8 exons. Bases 35 to 1873 code for a protein of 612 amino acids. Lineage: Eukaryota; Metazoa; Arthropoda; Insecta; Hymenoptera; Braconidae. Gene Ontology annotation, molecular function: manganese ion binding; metalloaminopeptidase activity. Gene Ontology annotation, biological process: proteolysis. Gene Ontology annotation, cellular component: cytoplasm.